AUGUAUCUCCAGAGAUCUCCUUCUGGCGCUGCCGUGGUGCCCAACGUUAUUGGAGGCGAGGUUGUCUCUCUGCCUGAAACCCAGAACUUCCCUGUCAUCCAAGGUUCAACCGGUGAAACCAUCCACUACGCUCAAAGUGCCACCGUCGACGUCGGAAUCAAUGCCGUCGAGACUGCUGCUAAUGCAUUCAAGACAUGGAGGAAGACUCCGCUGUCUCAGCGCCGAGCAAUAUUGGAUAAAGUUGCCGGCAUCUUGGAGACCAAGGCCGAGGAGUUGGCCAAAAGAGAGAUCCCAGAGACCAGUUGUGAUCCGCACUGGCCAGAGUUCGAAUCAACUUAUGCGUCAAAGUUUCUGAGGGAGACGUCUGCCAAUGUUGCAACCGUGUGUGGGAGUAUUCCUGACUCCGAAGUUCCUGGUACAACUUCAUUCGUGUUUCGAGAGCCCGUUGGUGUCGUCCUUACUAUCAUACCAUGGAAUGCUCCGACGAUUCUAGCCUGUCGUGGCAUCGCUGCAGCCCUCGCAGCAGGCUGUACCGUGGUCUUCAAAGCGUCUGAGCUGUGCCCAUGGACUCACCAGCUAGUACUGGAAGUCUUCGCCGAAGCGGGACUCCCCGCCGGCGUAUUGAACAAGAUUCAAUGCGCUCGUGCUGACGGUCCCGCGGUUACGGAAGCUAUAAUCAGCCAUCCGGCUCUAAGGAAGGUCGAAUUCAUCGGCAGCGCGGCGGUUGGGAGGAUUAUAGGGAGUAUUGCGGCCAAGCAUCUGAAGCCUAUUUUGAUGGAGCUGGGAGACCAAAGCCCGGCCAUUGUCCUGGAAGAUGCCGAUUUGAAAGCUGCCGUGAAGAAUUGUGUGCAAGCAACCAUCGCCCACCAUGGCCAGAUCUGUUUCGGCACAGAGCGGAUCAUCGUACAUGAGAAGGUGGCCCAGGAGUUCUCCCAACUCCUCAUCGAAGCCACCAAAUCUAUACCCUCAGCUGGCCAUGCCAUCACCGCAGAGGGAGCAAAACGCGCCCACGAUAUCCUCGAAGAAGCCGUCGCUGAUGGUGCCCAGUUCCUCGUCGGCAGCGCCAACUACACGGGACGGGCCUCCCUUGAACCUUCGAUUUUGACGCAUGUGAAUUCAAAGUCUCGGUUAUCCCGCGAAGAGUCCUUCGCCCCAUCUGCGAGUUUGUAUGUGGUCAAGAGUGACGAGGAGGCGGUGACCCUGGCGAACAACACACCAUAUGGGCUUUCGGCGUCCGUCUUUACAAGGAAUCACGCCAAGGGACUGGCCCUGGCCCGAGACUUGGAGUUCGGCCAGGUCCAAAUCAACUCCCACACCAUGUCCUUCAACGGUAAGGUUCUUUUCGGCCCAUCUUGA
Molecule: messenger RNA, 1356 nt
Organism: Fonsecaea multimorphosa CBS 102226
Lineage: Eukaryota; Fungi; Ascomycota; Eurotiomycetes; Chaetothyriales; Herpotrichiellaceae
Exons: 3
Coding region: 1-1356 (451 amino acids)
Molecular function (GO): succinate-semialdehyde dehydrogenase (NAD+) activity
Source: RefSeq, a predicted model, not a curated record